AUGAUCAUCCGUUCUGAAAAGGACAAGAUCGAAAACGAUUGUUCGCACAUUCAGAAUCAACCGAACAUUCGCCAUAUUACUAGGCGGAUCAACGACCUCAACGAGAAGCUGGACUCGUCGUUAAAUCUUCUCGAACCGCGGGAAAACUCGUACAUUGUUUACGAGCGGGGUAGCUCGAAAACAGCAAUUCAGAACGCCAUCAAAUCAGUGUCGUCAUUCGGGUCGCUGCUGGUCAGCAAGACGUUUCCUUCGUUGUGCGUAGCCGAGGUGCAGCAACUGAUGAUCAACACGAAGUCGAAUGUGUUAUUGACGGCGGUGGACUAUGAUGGACAUUAUCGAGUGACCGGUGGCGAUCCGGUGGAAGCGGUACUUAACUAUUAUGGCGAUAACGACACGAGCAAAAUGGUGCCCGUAACGGUAAAGGACAAUACUAAUGGAUCGUAUUCGGUGACGUUUACACCGUCAUACCCGGGUCGCUACUGCCUGCAGAUAUCGAUAUUUAAAAGACCGAUCAAGAACAGUCCAUUGUGUCUGGAAGUCAGUCCGCACAUCAAUCCUGUGUGGCAGUACUCAAGGUCGACUUCGUCGUCCAGCGAAGAUUCGAAGACAUGCUCGUUGUUGCAACCGGUUCGCGUCAACGUGGACUCGGCGGGACACAUAUACAUCCUGGACACAGGUCACAACCGGGUCAAAGUGCUGACACAUGAUGGUAGGCUGAUUCGGCAGUUCAGCGGCAAGAGUAUGAUGCACCACAGCACAGUGGGACUGGCGCUGCUGUCUAGCGGCGGAUUCCUAACACUGAAUUGGCGCUUGAAGAUGGUCACCGAGUGGUCGAACGAAGGCCGCGAAGUAAAGACUUUUUCGUUCUCAGAAUUCGUCGAACCGAUCGACCUGGCGGUGGAUAAAGGGGGCAACAUCUUCGUACUGGACACCGGAGCGACGAAGAUUUUCAUGUUCGACGCAAACGCGAAACCGCUGCUCAGCUUUCCCGUCGCUUCGUCAUCGCUGGACAAUGGCCACCUGAAAGGAGGCACCAUUCAGGCGACGGCGAUGUGUAUCGGAUUGCAAAACGAGAUCAUUGUCGCCGGCUCGGACAUUCGCUUCUUCGACGCCUCUGGCCAACUGCUACGUAACCACCUGAUCGACAUCGAGCAUAGCCCACCGCCGCUGGUCGGCGGUAUCGUGGUGGACGACGAGGGCUACGUGCUGGCCACAAUUACCGGCAAAAAACUCUGCUACGUGCUGGUGAUGAACCACGACGGUAAAGUUGUCAACCAUAUUGACAGUGCUGAUUCCAGGCUUCACCGACCUACCGGCAUCUGUGUCACUGCCAACAGUCAUUGCAUUGUGGCCGACCUCGGCAACAACUGCAUCAAAAUGUAUCGUUAUAAAUAA
Soboliphyme baturini is the source of this 1395-nucleotide messenger RNA. The record is from the annotation of a GenBank genome assembly. NCBI's taxonomy places the organism in Eukaryota, Metazoa, Nematoda, Enoplea, Dioctophymatida, Soboliphymatidae.